Talaromyces stipitatus ATCC 10500 is the source of this 2119-nucleotide messenger RNA. RefSeq names its product C6 transcription factor (ArcA), putative. The transcript has 4 exons. NCBI's taxonomy places the organism in Eukaryota, Fungi, Ascomycota, Eurotiomycetes, Eurotiales, Trichocomaceae. Gene Ontology annotation, molecular function: transcription cis-regulatory region binding; DNA-binding transcription factor activity, RNA polymerase II-specific; zinc ion binding. Bases 1 to 2019 code for a protein of 672 amino acids. Gene Ontology annotation, biological process: positive regulation of transcription by RNA polymerase II. The record is from RefSeq and is a predicted model, not a curated record. Gene Ontology annotation, cellular component: nucleus.
AUGCGGGAUCCGACACAAGAUCAGUCACCGGCUCCUCUGCCGGUUGAUCCACGUGAGACAGUUCAAACUAUGGACACGAGGAUACAGAAACCCGCGAAUACCUCACAGGGGCCUAAAUCGAGAAGAGUGCGAACGGGGUGUCUUACCUGUAGAGAACGCCAUUUGAAAUGCGACGAAACGCUUCCGAAAUGUCAAAACUGUUCCAAGUCCGGCCGAAUAUGCAAACGAGGCAUCCGUCUCAAUUUUAUCGACACACAAGUAACAGCUCCUCCAUAUACUUUGGCACCUCCGCUUGGUAUUCGGUUGAACUUCCAAGAUGAAUCUAGAGAAAUUGCGUCUGAAUAUGUGGGAGGGUUUGAGAGGUAUCCGCCAUUGGAUCAGCUAGACACGCAAAUGGACAGUGAGCCAUCGACACAUUUUGAGUUCGCAAACCCAGUUGUCAACCGACCUGCUUUGCAUGUGUCAGCCUCACUUUUGUCGUCGUUUCCUGAUGCGCCACACCCUGAGAUACAGGACUCUAUGCUCACGGAGCCGCAGUAUACAACGAAUGAUGCACUUCAUGAGCAGAAUGCCUUUUUACCAAAGAUGUCCACGAAUACGCCAACUGAUCGUUCCUAUAUUACGACACCCGAGGGAGUUCUCCUGAUGCAAGUUUUUGUGGAGGAGGUUGCUCUUUGGAUGGAUUCUAUGGAUGCUAAUAAACACUUCUCGGAAAUUGUACCACUUCAUGCACUUAAUGAGCCCUUGUUACUCAAUGGGAUAUGGGCAUGCGGCGCUCGACAUCUAUAUCUCGUGAACUCGUCGUAUAGUGAAGAUAGAGCAGUUCACUAUUACAACACUGCAUCUCAAAUCUUACUAUCUCAUCUGCAAAAUCCUCAUCGUGAUCCCGUUCUUUGCGCCACUGCUGCUGUCAUUCUCAAUGUGUAUGAAGUCAUGUGCGAAAGUGCAAUGCAGCGGAUGAACCACAUAGCAGGAGCAAGAGCUCUUAUCAAAGAGUGCCGCUGGAAUGGCAAAUCACCCGGAAUAGGAGGCGCAUGUUUCUGGGUCAAUGUAUGCAUGGAGCUCCUAAGCUGUCUUCAUUUCAAUUGGCAGAUGGCCUGGGACCCGGAUACGUGGCACAUGGAUAUGGAGACGGAACUUAUCCCUUCUGAAAGUCUGUUUGGCAGCGAGGAUAUCUGGGCACAUCGAAUGGUGUAUAUUUGUGCCAAGGUGGCUAAUUUUCGAGCGACUAUUCCUCAGUUCCAGGGACUUGAUCCACAAGCCCAUCAGUUGCGGUUGCAGCAACGAUGUCAUGAAUGGGAUACUUAUAAGAGAUGGUGCGACGAAUGGGCGAGAUGUAUUCCGCGCUCGAUGAUGCCUGUAUGUUACGUUCAGCCGUGGCAGACGUCGAAAUCUGCAUUUCCUGAAGUCUGGCUUGUGAAACGACCUGCCAUUGUUGGUCGUCUAUUUUACCACCUCACCUGUGUCUUAUUGUCCAAAACGCAUCCUUUAGAAUCAGAAUUCAGUCCCAAUCUUCGAGAAAUGCAGCAAAGACAUGCUUACGACGCCUGCGGUAUCAUAGCCCAUGUCAAGGACCGUGGCGUCGCAACAACCUCAAUCCGCACCCUCGCAAUCGCUGCAGAAUGUUUCGUCACCCGUGAAGCGCAGCAAGAAGUCCUACAAAUAAUCGACAAAAUCAUCAAAGAGACAGGCUGGCGAAUAUCAUUUCUGAAAACUGAGCUUCAAGCGAAAUGGGGCUGGAAUACUUCUGCUCCUGGAUCUAAUGCUAAUAUCAUGACCACGGCCACGACUACUACUAACACGCCUAUAUCAUCCAUAGAUAACGGUUCUUUACCGAACCCCACCACGGGAUCAAAUUCAAAUGGCUCUACACCUCCUGGCCGCUCCCGAUUGCUGUCGGGAAUAAUCAAUCCGCUCAUGGCUACGGCUGAUUUUUCGAUGGCCAAUCACCCGUAUCAGGAUCAUUAUGUUGCGCCCCAAGACCAUGGGUUGGAAGGGUAUCAGUAUACACAUUAUUGAAUGUACUAUAUAACCAGCAUAGGGAGAGAUCCUUGCGUAGGCCUGCAAUAUGUAAUAUAGAUAUUUGCAUGAUAGAUACAAUGAAUAUGUACAUGUAUGA